This is a messenger RNA of Drosophila biarmipes, 556 nucleotides long. RefSeq lists its product as uncharacterized. NCBI's taxonomy places the organism in Eukaryota, Metazoa, Arthropoda, Insecta, Diptera, Drosophilidae. The transcript has 2 exons. The record is from RefSeq and is a predicted model, not a curated record. Bases 37 to 426 code for a protein of 129 amino acids.
AUAUUUAUUCAUUUCCUAAUCAGCUUUCGGCAGAUCAUGAUGUAUUUUGUAAGGAUAAUUUCUGUGGCGAUUGCAAUCGUAUCAUUUUUGGGUGUGGUUUUUGGCAGUCACGAUGGAAGUACCACUUUUGGGGUGUUGAAAAAAGGCGCCAGAUUACUCCAUAAGGAGGAAAUUGUGGUACCAAGAAAGUUCUUUCGCGUCGUCGAAAAGAAGAUCAACUUUCAACCCCAGCUCCAUAAAAUAAGCGCAAUUGUGAUCACCGACAAUAGCGAAUCGAAAGGAGGUAAGGCUUCUUUACUCGAAGGAGGUCCCACGGCCAAUUUUGCCGUGAUACUGUUCAAAUCAGCUCGAAAUCGUGGUCUUAAUUUUACACUGGAAAUAUUCGACGUUGCCCCGGAUUGCUUUAGAUGUAAGACGAGUGGUUAAUUUGGUUUUACAAAAUUUAAAUAAUUUUUUAAUUUCCGUAAAUUAAUAUUUUUAUACUAUUAUUUUAAAGGUUUAACUUAAAUAGGAACUAUAAAAAUAAAAACGUAUAUUAUAUGGACUUUUAAAAAAA